AUCAUAUCUUUCUCGCUCUUCUCUCUUAAACCAAGCCCUACCCUUUUAAAACUUCCUUUACUACUGAGCUUUCAAUUCGCGCUCAUCGAUCUUCGAUCAGUAUAUCAACAACAUGAGGAGGAAUUGCAAUCUGGAGCUCCGUCUUAACACUUCCGGUGCUAAUUCCGGCUUUCCUCUUCGUAAGCACCACGACCGUGCCGCCCUGAUGGAAUUGAGUUCUGGAACCCCAAGUCAUCAGCUGCAGCAGCCGUUGACCAUCUUCUACGACGGAAUGAUGUGUGUUUCUGAUGUUACAGACUUCCAGGCUAGAGCAAUUCUUUUACUUGCGAACAAAGAAGUGGAGGAAAGGUUGAAGAUUAGUCCUAGUCCAAGUCCAUGUGCGUCGACUUCUGAACCAUCUUCGCCGAGCCUGCAGUCCCCAAUAUGCAGCCCCUCAAUGAAGAAAUCGCUACAAACAUUUUUACAGAAGAGGAAGUACCGGAUUCAAGCAACAUCUCAUCCCUACAAUCACUAGAUGGAAGACAAUAUAAGUUUGAUGUUCUUUCUUUGUUGGAUUCAUUAGUCCAGAGUGAGAGUCAACAGAUGGAAGAUAUAUAUGGAAAGCUUGUAAAUUAAGCAUUUAAGCCUUUAAAUUUGAUUUUUCAAGAGA
Molecule: messenger RNA, 649 nt
Organism: Argentina anserina (silverweed cinquefoil)
Lineage: Eukaryota; Viridiplantae; Streptophyta; Magnoliopsida; Rosales; Rosaceae
Product: protein TIFY 5A-like
Exons: 2
Coding region: 113-514 (133 amino acids)
Biological process (GO): regulation of jasmonic acid mediated signaling pathway; response to wounding; regulation of defense response
Cellular component (GO): nucleus
Source: RefSeq, a predicted model, not a curated record